Messenger RNA from Ochlerotatus camptorhynchus, 1056 nucleotides. It is a transcript of the gene Daao1, whose product is annotated as D-amino acid oxidase 1. The coding region runs from base 23 to 1027 and encodes 334 amino acids. NCBI's taxonomy places the organism in Eukaryota, Metazoa, Arthropoda, Insecta, Diptera, Culicidae. The transcript has 4 exons. Gene Ontology annotation, biological process: D-amino acid catabolic process. The record is from RefSeq and is a predicted model, not a curated record. Gene Ontology annotation, cellular component: cytoplasm. Gene Ontology annotation, molecular function: FAD binding; D-amino-acid oxidase activity.
ACCAACCUGUAGAGCACCAGAAAUGAAUCUAUGCGUGGUUGGAGCCGGGGUGGUCGGACUGACCACGGCGUUGGAGUUGCAGCGUGAAUUUCGCAACGCAAACAUCACCAUCCUGGCGGAUCGCUUCGAGCAGGAUACGUGCAGCGAUGUGGCGGCCGGACUGUUUCGACCAGGAACGAGCUUUUCCGGGCCGACUGAGGAAAUUACCAGGAAAUGGAUUUCUGAUGCGUACAACUACUGGGACGAAAUUCGCAAAACGGCAGAAUCUUCCGAGGCAGGAGUGGCUCAGCUUUCCGCGUACAUCUUCUCCAGUACCGAUCCGGCGAUUGUGAGGAAUCGCUACAUUGAAGAUAUUCUGCCGGUGUAUCGAGCUGCCACCGAACAGGAGCUAACCCUUUGCCCUGGUGACUGGAAGUAUGGGUCCUUCUAUACCACCGUGCUGACCGAAUGCAGACUCUUCCAACCGUGGGCAGCUAAAAAAUUCCUCCGCAGCGGAGGCCGAAUCGUUUCGCAAAAGAUUGACAGCUUCCAGGAAGUGGCAGGCAAGUACGAUGUGGUGGUAAACUGUACCGGCAUGGGUGCGAAAAAGCUGUGCACCGACUUCAAGCUGGUACCGAUUCGGGGUCAGGUGAUCAAGGUGAAAGCACCCUGGGUGAAAACGGCUUUCUAUGCCGAUUACGAUACCUACAUCAUCCCCGGCAUUCAGGGCGUUACGCUGGGUGGAUGCCGAAACUACGACAGCUAUAAUGAAGAAGUUUGCAGGCACGACACGGCUGCCAUCAGGGAGCGAUGUGAGGCGUUACUGCCCAGCUUGAAGGGUGCACCGGUCAUCAGGGAAGCUGUCGGGCUGAGACCGCACCGUGACCCGGUACGGGUGGAACCGGAAGUGGUGGGUGUGACCGGUCGAUACGUGAAAGUAGUUCAUAACUAUGGACAUGGCGGAUAUGGAGUGACGACAUCACCCGGAACGGCAAUCUACGCUACGAAGCUGGUGAUGGAAAUGGUCAAGAGUAAUAGCAAGUUGUAGAGCUUGAAGGAUGGGUUUUAGUGUGGAUG